GCGUCAGUCAAGCGCCUCAGGCGCAGCAGGUGCGCUUGCACCCUUACUUCCGGAAACUCAUAUUCUCGAACAACCUCACAAUGGGAAAUAAAGCUUCUCAUUUCUCCAAGACCGUAGAUACGCUGCCUGGUUUAACGUUGGACGAGAAGGCGAAGGCUCGGGUGUUAUACGGCACUCGGCCAGGCUUUGCGGAGCAUGCUGAUGUGUUUAUUUCAGGCAAUCGCGAGGUAGCCGCAAGAUCAAUCAAGUUGUUGGUUGCAGGCAGUUGCUGUGCUCGUAACUCGCGAAUUCUAAGCCGCCAGCUGCAUUUUGGAGCACCAGCAUGUUAGUUUGUUCUGUGGUGCCAUGCUAGCACCUCCCUCAUGUGCAGAGGCGGCAGCAGUGCCUUCCGCAGAGGCCGACGCGGCACGCCAGGCGCGCGAGGCGGCCCGUUCCACGACACGCGGUCAGGACCUGCCGACGCGGCUGCGGAAGUCCAAGUCGUUUUCAAGUGUGAACUCCUCCGAUGUGAACACUCUGAUAAGCAGCGUCAAUUUGACUCGUGUCCGCGGCGAGGCGCUGGCGCCAGAGGACCUGCAGCUGCCCCCGGACACACCCGAAUGCAGCAGCCUUGUCUGACAAUCCGCAGCCGCCACCGCAACACCAGCAGCCGCACCAACACGUAAGCUUAAGCAGCAGGCGCUAGCGUAGGGUCUGAAGGUUCCUAUCCACUGCCGAUCCAGCUGCAGCAGCUGCAGGCCCAGCAUACCGCGCGGUUUCCGCGGUUGCUGUACCGGCCGGAGCUGUUCGAGGCUGAGGCGCUGGCCAACGUCCACAGCUGCCUGUUGGCGGGGUAGUAGUACGAGACCACGGCGCACACCCUGGCCUGCGCGCUGCUGCAGCUGGGGCAGCGGCAGCAGUUGCAGGAUGCGAUGCAAGUAAGACGGUGUGGCGCGUAUUGCCAACGACCGGCGCACAUGCCGGCGCCUCAACCGCACCGCCUGCAGCUUUCGCAUCACUUGCAGCACCUGGUGGAGGUGGCGACGGAAGCGUUGGCGCGGGGGGUGCUGUCGGGGCUUCAGCGGCCAGCGGUCUGGCGCUGCUGGGCGCGAUGGUCUAGGAGACGUACGCUGCGCGUGUGCCCGCCCGUGGUGGUGUCGGACCCCCGUGGCAUCACCGUGCGCCGGCUGCCACCGGUGUGGCAGUGGGGGGCCGCUGCCGGCGGCGGCUGCUGCUGGCUGGCGGCUGCUGCUGCUGGCAGCGGCUACUGUGGCGGCGGCUGCGGCGGCUACUGCUGGCGGUGGCGGCUGCUGCUGGCGGUGGCGGCUGCUGCUGGCGGCGGCUGCGGCGGCGGCGGCGGCUGCUGCUGGCGGCGGCUGCAGCGGCUACUGCUGGCGGCGGCUGCAGCGGCUACUGCUGGCGGCGGCUGCAGCGGCUGCUGCUGGCGGCGGCGGGCGUGUAUGGGGGCAGGCAGUUGUACAACGAGGAUACACGUGUGAUGCUGGCUGGGUGAGCGGCGCGCUGUUCCGGUCGCCGCUGUGCACGUGGUGUGGUGUGCAUGUCGCUCGUGGCGGCGGGCGGCGUGGCUAGAUGAUAGGGCGAUGCCAUGCGUUGAUGGCUAAGUGUAGGCAGGCGCCGGCUGCAUGAGGACUUCUUGUGUGUGGGCGGAAGUGUGGGCGUUCUACGACACACAAGCAUAAAACCCUGCGGACGGCGCCCUGGGGCAUCUAGAUGUGUCUUUAUCUGACGAUCCUACUACAUGGGCGCCUGUGCCGUGAUGCACGCAGCUGCGCACGCUCUUCAAAGACGGGGCGAGCUGGCUUCUGGUGGCGGCGUGUUUCUGCGUACUCAUGCGAGCAUUCUUCAUGAAGGACCCCAUCAUGGCUGGGGUGUUGCUCCUGCCCAUCGUCAGGUUCACUGACGUCAUCUCAGAUAUCAUCUCAUUGAUGCUGAUUGCGCUGCGGUCCAAGCUGCGAGAUGAGUACGAGAUUCAGUGGGACACACGUAUCUGUUGGCCGUACCGCCGGCGGCGCACGCUGGCAAGGUCAAGCAAUCUGGGUCUGCAACGCGGGCGCCCGGACGCAGACGGUGUGCGGGUGCUGACGGGGUGGCAGAGCGUCGGGAGCUUGGGGACAUGCGAUGGUGCGUGUGUGGUGCACCAUGGGACAGGACAAGGGCACGGAACAAGGGGCAGGAAUGCAGGAUGGCGUAGUGUGGCGUAGUCCCUACCUAUCAUUGGCAGCGCAUUCCCAAACCCUACCUAGGAUUCAACAACCAAGGUGCGACGGCAAGGCGUGAGCGCGCGGCUGGUCGAACGCCGGAGUUACUGUGCCGAAGAGUCAUCGCUGGCAGGCUGGCAGUUUGCUGCUGACGCGCAUGCCUCACGCCUGGCUCGUGAACUGCGUCAGCAGGUCCCUCUUGUAACCAAUGCAAUCUCACGCCGGCUCCGGGCCUCCGGCAGGUGCCGGGCCACGCAAUGAUGUCGAACGAAGUUAGGGAGCUGGGACUGAAUGAUGGGGAGAGCCCGUAGAGGGCUGGGACUGAUCGUUGAUGUGGUUAGCGAACUGCAAGGAAGUUGAAACGGGACACAGACCACAUGCCCGCGGGGACCGUACGUUGGUCAUGAUGGCGGUUGUGCUGGAAGGAUGGAGGUGAGAACGUGACGACGUCCUGCACCAACGCGUGAGGAGGAAGGGUUUUGAGCGAGUUCGGAGUGUUUGCAGUUACUAAUACGGGGGUACUAUGGAUGCUGGUGGGGACUGAGCGGGCACAACGGCCCAGGUGGUGGAUGUCACCACAGAGUAUUGCGGGAUGCCUCGGUCAUUCCAGUCACUGCCAACCUAAGCGCAGGCGAAACAACUACGGUAAACAUCGCUGACCCGCCCUGACGUGUAAAGACAUCCAACU
Molecule: messenger RNA, 2886 nt
Organism: Chlamydomonas reinhardtii
Lineage: Eukaryota; Viridiplantae; Chlorophyta; Chlorophyceae; Chlamydomonadales; Chlamydomonadaceae
Exons: 4
Coding region: 957-1478 (173 amino acids)
Source: RefSeq, a predicted model, not a curated record